Corythoichthys intestinalis (scribbled pipefish) is the source of this 7222-nucleotide messenger RNA. Its product is annotated as ATP-dependent translocase ABCB1-like. Gene Ontology annotation, biological process: transmembrane transport. NCBI's taxonomy places the organism in Eukaryota, Metazoa, Chordata, Actinopteri, Syngnathiformes, Syngnathidae. Gene Ontology annotation, cellular component: plasma membrane. The coding region runs from base 900 to 4763 and encodes 1287 amino acids. The record is from RefSeq and is a predicted model, not a curated record. Gene Ontology annotation, molecular function: ABC-type oligopeptide transporter activity; ATP binding; ATP hydrolysis activity. The transcript is spliced from 29 exons.
UUAUGGGUUUUCUCCAUUGGAAUUUGUUUUACAAAAACCCAUGUUUUUGCCCAAACCAUAAAAGUAAACCUUUACAAAGGAUCCCCACGAUUCAAUUAAAUAUUUGCCUCAUGAGAAGUCAAGUUAUAAAAUAGUGUUGUUACUCAGUGUUGUCAAGGUUGCUGUUCCUCUUUCAGUUUGAAAACCAGUUUCAGUGUGAUAAAUGUGUUUUCCAAUAUAAUCCAAUUACAUUAGUUAUGGGGCCCAGCUGUCUUCCCAUCUGCAACUGAGACCCAUCCAUUUUGUCCUCAACUGCAGUAUUUGUGCUCUGAUGUGCUGCUGUUAUUCAUAUACAAGGGAUGUGAUACAAUUAUUUCUUCUGCACCUUGAAAUUAUGACCAUGUAUUAGUAUAUGCAGCACAUGUGACCACAACAUCAUUCAAAAUGCAUAUUAUUUAAUCAAUGCUGCGUUUGAGCAAUUCACAUAAAGCACAGAUUUGAAUUCAAAUGAUAAGACAGGGUCAAAGGAAACAUUAAGUACAAGGAUGGAGGCUGGGAGCUUCAUUUGAUUUUCCAUAUUCAUAAAAACAUUACUGUAGUUAAAGAUGUGACUCAAAAGGCUAGCUACAUGUACUGAAGUAAUACUGCCACUAGAGGGAAACAAUACUACUGUAAACAGUUUGGACUUCGGACCCAGUCUACAGCCACAAAGGGGCGUAGCAUAAUGGGGUGGUCGCACUUGAUCAAGUUAGGACACAACUGUGGAUUUCAGGGCCUCAAAUACAUAAUCAAGCAGUAAGUGAAGGCCUAUCCAAGGAUUCCCAGGGAUGAAACUCUGAAUUUUGUCCAUGUACUCCAUAACUCCAGACACUCUAAAUUGAGAGGGAUUUUAAUUUAUUCAUAUUUAAAAGACAGCAAACAUGGAUGAAACCAAUAAAUUGCAAAAUGACAUCUCCGCUUCCAGCGCAGAUAUUUAUUUAAGAGCAUACAGUAAAAAAGCAAGCCAUGAGAAGAUAAAAAAAGAGGGGGAUAUGCCGGCAGUCGGCCCCAUUGAACUGUUCAAGUUUUCAGAUGGCAUAGACAUUAUACUGCUCAUCGCCGGGACGCUGAUGUCAGUGGCCCACGGGCUGGUGUUUCCCCUCAUGUGUGUUGUGUUUGGGCAUAUGUCGGACAGAUUUAUACAGUCCGCAGCAAUGUCUAAAAACAAUACCCGCCUCUUUAUUUCCACUAACAACACCUUACAAGAAGACAUGGCCAGCUUUUGUAUUUACUUCGCCAUCACAGGGGCUUUGGUGCUGGUUGCCGGCUACAUGCAGGUUGCUUUUUUCGCACUGGCUGCUGUACGACAGGUCAGACGCAUUCGCAAGUGUUUUUUUCGCAGUAUUAUGCGACAGGACAUUGGCUGGUUUGAUGUAAAUGAGACAGGCGCGCUCAACACUCGCCUCGUUGAUGAUGUCUACAAAAUCCAAGUUGGUAUUGGAGACAAAAUAGGGAUGUUAAUCCAGUCUGUUUCAACCUUCAUUGCAUCUUUGGUUAUUGGCCUAUACAUGGGAUGGAAGCUCGCUCUGGUCAUCCUGGCAGUCAGCCCUUUGCUGGGCCUGGCAGCUGCCAUUUUCAGUAAGGUUUUGACAUCAUUCACUUAUAAAGAACAGGCUGCUUAUGCCAAAGCAGGUGCAGUGGCAGAGGAGGUGCUUUCUGCCAUCAGGACUGUGUUUGCCUUCAGUGGUCAGCAGAAAGAAAUCAAAAGGUAUUAUGAAAACUUGGAAGAGGCUAAGAACAUGGGAAUCAAGAAGGCGAUAAGUUCAAACGCUGCUAUGGGUUUUAUCUUCAUGAUGAUCUUCUUGUCUGACGCUCUGGCCUUCUGGUAUGGAAGUAAACUCAUUCUGAGUAAGGAGUAUACUACUGGAACUGUACUCACAGUUUUAUUUGCUUUGAUUAUUGGAGCUCUUGCAUUGGGGCAGACCUCACCACAUAUCCAGUCUUUUUUCGUCGCUCGAGGAGCUGCGCACAUAGUAUACAGCAUCAUUGACAAUGAACCGAGCAUCGAUAGCUAUUCGGAAAGCGGCUUCAAGCCUGACUCAAUCAAUGGAAACAUAGAGUUCAAGAACGUCCACUUUAACUACCCCUCGAGGCCAGAAGUCAAAGUAUUAAACAACAUGUCCCUGAGCAUAAAAAGUGGACAGACCAUUGCCUUAGUGGGAAGCAGUGGUUGUGGUAAAAGCACCACCAUACAGCUGUUACAGAGGUUUUACGAUCCACAGGAGGGAUCGGUUAAUAUUGAUGGUCAUGACAUCCGUUCUCUCAAUAUUUGCUACUUGCGAAAGAUGAUCGGUGUGGUGAGUCAAGAGCCUGUCCUUUUUGCCACCACCAUAGCUGAAAACAUCCGAUAUGGCCGAAUCGACGUCACACAAGAGGAGAUGGAGCAAGCUGCCAAGGAGGCCAACGCUUAUGACUUCAUCAUGAACCUUCCUGAUCAGAAAUUUGACACGCUGGUCGGGGGCCAAGGGACUCAGAUGAGUGGUGGACAGAAGCAGAGAAUUGCAAUCGCUCGAGCGCUUGUCCGCAACCCCAGAAUCCUUCUCCUAGAUGAAGCAACUUCUGCUCUAGACUCUGAGAGUGAGACCGCUGUGCAGACUGCACUUGACAAGGUCAGACUAGGCCGUACCACCAUAAUCGUGGCCCAUCGCCUCUCAACUGUCAGAAAUGCUGAUAUCAUUGCUGGCAUUCAAAGCGGAGAGGUUAUCGAGCUCGGUACCCAUAGUCAACUGAUGGAAAAACAGGGUGUUUACCAUACACUUGUCAACACGCAGACCUUCCAGAAAUACAAAGAUGACGAACAGUGGAAUAGUCAACAAAAUGAAAAGAACUCAUCAGACAAAGAUUUCGAUGACUCUUCCUUGAAAAUGACUAAGUUUGCAAUAGGUUAUUCCUCUGCUGAUUUGGAGGGAAGCAAAGAAGAAAAAGAAAAGUUGGUGGAUGCCCAAGACAAGACAGAAGAGGAUGAAAAUGUUGCUCCAAUGACGUUACUUCAAAUUAUGCGUUACAACCUGUCGGAGUGGCCUUACAUUUUGAUGGGGAUCAUUUUUGCUGCCAUCAAUGGAUUAUUAAAUCCUAUGUUUGCAGUCCUCCUCUCAAAGUUUAUUGUUGUGAUGGCUGAGGUUGAUGAAGAAAUUAUCAGAAAAAAAGCUGAAUUCAUUUGCAUCAUGUUUGCAAUGAUUGGGGUAGUCAUUUUUUUCACCAUGUUUCUCCAGGGUUAUUGUUUUGGAAAAUCUGGAGAGAUCCUAACGUUAAAACUAAGACAUGCAGCUUUCAAGGCUUUGAUGAGGCAGGAACUUGGUUGGUUUGAUGACCACAAAAACACUGUUGGAACGCUAACAACAAGACUGGCUGCAGAUGCUGCUCAAGUGCAGGGGAUUACGGGAGUACGCCUGGCCACAUUAGUGCAGAAUACUGCCAACUUGGGCAUUGGUGUGAUUCUGGCCUUUGUGUAUGGCUGGGAGCUGACCUUGCUAAUGCUGGGGUUGGUACCAAUCCUGGCUGUGGCUGGAAAAACAGAGAUGGAGUUGCUUGCUGGCCAAGCCGUUAAAGACAAGAAGGAGUUGGAGAAGGCUGGACAGAUUGUUACAGAAGCCAUUGAAAACAUCCGUACAGUUGCAUCUCUGACGAGGGAACCAAAGUUUGAGUCUUUGUUCGACAAUACUAUACUAGUUCCAUACAGAAAUGCCAAGAAAAAGUCUCAUGUGCAGGGUUUAGCCUUCUCGUUCUCCCAAGCUAUGAUCUAUUUUACUUAUGCUAUAUGUUUCUGGUUUGGAGCUUGGCUCGUUGACCAAGGACGAAUGGAUGUUGAAGGAGUAUAUGUAGUGAUCAUGGCAAUUACGUACGGUUCCAUGGCUGCCGGAGAAGCCAAUUCCUUCGCGCCGAACUAUGCAAAUGCCAAAGUAUCAGCUGGUCAAAUUAUGAUGCUACUGAACAGAGUGCCUGCUAUUGAUAAUCUCUCACAUGAGGGAGAAUCAUUGGAUACAUUUGAUGGUAAUGUGCACUUUGAGGGUGUUAAGUUUAACUACCCCUCACGCCCCAAUGUACCUGUCCUUCGAGGGCUGAAAUUGAAGGUAAGCAAGGGUGAGACACUGGCCCUGGUAGGACGCAGCGGCUGUGGUAAAAGCACUGCUAUACAACUUCUGGAGAGGUUCUACGAUGCCACGCAAGGAAACGUGUUGAUUGAUUCUAAGAGUGUGAAAGAGCUGAACAUCCAGUGGCUUAGGUCUCAGAUAGGCAUUGUGUCGCAGGAGCCUGUACUCUUUGACUGCAGUUUAGCUGAUAAUAUUGCCUAUGGAGACAACAGUCGGACUGUUACUAUGGAGGAGAUUAAGGCAGCUGCUGAAGCGGCCAACAUUCACAGCUUCAUAGAAAAUUUGCCAAAGAAAUAUGACACUCAGGCUGGCGAUAAGGGGACCCAGUUGUCAGGUGGUCAGAAACAACGAAUAGCCAUAGCCCGAGCCAUGAUCCGUAACCCCAAACUUUUACUUCUGGACGAGGCCACGUCUGCACUCGACACUGAGAGUGAGAAGGUGGUGCAAGAAGCGUUGGACAAAGCCAGGCAGGGCAGGACGUGUAUCGUUGUUGCCCACCGUCUUUCCACCAUCAAAAAUGCAGACCGCAUUGCUGUCUUUCAGGGAGGGAUGGUGGUUGAACAAGGGACACACCAGCAGCUGUUAGCCAAAAAGGGAGUCUACCACAUGUUGGUCACUACUCAGAUUGGCCAUGGGAGGGAAGUAGAAGACUGAGUUGGUAGUGAAUUGUUUUUAUUUUUUCAUAGGUCUCCAAUUUUAAUUAUUAGUGGCUGCUUGUUUAAACACCUGAGAUGGUUGGCAUGCCAACUUGAUGAAACACAAACACAGAGGGGCAGGUAGAAAAUUCACCUUUUUUGGCUGGCUAUCAGUGUUUCCCAACCCAUAUUGAUCAGAGACACAUUUUAUAUGCAGUACGACGCUACCACGAAAUGUCGCCAAAACAUAUCUGUUGAAGUUAGAAUUUUACUUACUCGGAGUUAAAGGUGGGACUGUUUAGUUCAGUCUUUUAUUUGGCACCUAUCUUAAUUUUAGUCCCUUGUUAAAAAAAUAGCUUAGUAGUUAAUGGACUAGUCAUUUCCAUCAGUGAGUUUUACUCUAAGUUAGUUAGUGAUUUACAACUAAAAUGUUUUUAAUCUAGUUUUAAUUAUUUAAAAAAAAAAAAGCAUUACUCAUUUUAACAUGUUUCAAGUUUAUCACAUGAUUUCAAACAUUUUACUUAAGGCCACUUAUUAUUUUUUAAUUAUCAUUUCCUCAUUGCCAAAACCACACUGGUUUAGUCAACACAGUUGAUUUAUUCACAGCAAGCCAUGCACUAUAUCUUCUGACAUCUAGUGGAAAGAUAAUUUCUUGUCUUCCCCGACACUAGUCACUAUCGUAGAUAUUUUAACUGAGAUGCGUUAUUUGUGGUAAGUAAACAGUUUUUAAAUCAGUUAAGUGCACAAGGACAAUUGUUUGCACACCAGUUGGAAAUCAAUGAGCUGUACAAAAGUGACAGAAUUGUGUUUCUUUUUUUGUUUUGUGAGCUAUCAAAUGUUUUCUCAGGUGAAAGGUACCCAUAUAAUUGUAUAACUAAAUCAGGGAGAGACUCUACUCGGGGAAAAGUAAAAGAACAUACCUGACAUAUAAUAUUGAAAAGCUCAUAUCACUCAAAAGCUGUUAAGAAAGCCAUAAUUCAGUCAAGCCAUACAUUUGCCAAAAUGGUACUACCUCACAUCUGCAAUGUGGCCAGAAUCUGCAAAUCUGCACUACAUUGCUUAUAAUGGACUCGUAGAAUGUGAUUUUUAAAAAAAAAAUUUUUUAAUGUGAAUGAAAUGUAAUUAACUUUGCCAAAAAGGUAAUAUAUCAAAUAAAGCACCACAUUUUAGUACAAAUGUGAAUAAAGUGUGGGUGUAGAAAUUUUCUUGGGAGGUGGUCAGUCAACUUUGUUUCCUAUUUCCAUUCGGCAGUGUGUGACACAAAAAAAUGUAGUCAGGGGUUUUAGAAUUAGGUUUUACAGUAUUAGUGUGUGAGAUGGAGACAGCUUAUCAAAGCAACCGCAAAUGAUGUCGCGUUCAGGAAAAGUGGGUACUUUGGAUUUUGACUCCACACUCUCUCCACUGUAUUUUCUUGUAAAGGUGCAACAAUUAAUCGAUUAAUCGACAACUAAUUGGUUAGCAAAUUAAUCCACAACUAUUUUGAAAACCAAUUAAUCGUAUACAACCUUCACCUUAAACUCGUCUAAAUUCUUGAAAUUAUAACAUAUAUUCAACUUCUCAGUGGUAAAUAUCAGAUUUCUUCAUUACAUUUUUGUUAAGUCAAAGUAGAACAUGAACAAAAAUCUGCUUUUAUUUUGGAAAACAGUCAUUCACAUUUUUGCCAAUUUUUGGACAUCUCACAGUCCGAACUUGCUAAACUAAAGGCUGCAACAACUAAUUGAUUAAUAAAUUAGUUGCCAACGAAUUUUAUAAUUGAUUUUUGCAAACAACUAUGGGCAGUCCCAUGUGGGUCCUUGUUUGUGUGUAAUAUGAGGGUGUGUGCGCCAGUGAUUGGAAAAAGAGCGAGAGUUCCCUGCUACACUCAGAUUGGUCGGGUGAAUCAAUAAUAUUACGAAGUAUCGACAUCGAAAGUUAGAUUGUCUGUGUUAAUAGAUCCAGUAUGACCUGUCAGAGGUGAGUAUAUGAAGCCAAUUGUAUUGUUUGUAUUCUUUGUUGAUGAGAUGUUGCUACGUACGUAGUAUGACGCGUUAAGCUAGGUAAUAAUUAUGCUAAUCAGUGUCUUAAGUGUCCGUUUGUAUUGUGAUAGUAAAGUUAUCAAUUUUCUUCUUAAAGAAUCCACAAACAUAAACCCAUUCAUAUAACAGCUUUUAGAUUCUCCUUUCAACACAAAGUCCCAUUCAAACUGUAAAUCGUCAUACAAGAGAGUGCUUUGAAAUUGGAUUUGGAUUGUAUUUAUGAACAACUGUUUGAUAAAGAAAAUUGAUACAUUCCAGUCUGCCUCCUCCUUAUUUGAUUUUGUUGUUUUGUUUGUUUAAAUAAAAUAAAUAAGGCAUUAACAAAGUAGCCAGGAAAAAGUUUGAUAAGCCACAGUUGCUAUAUUGUAUUCAUUCAGGGCAUAUUGGAAAACAACAGGAACAUGACAGAUCAUAUUUGGGCAUAUUGACUCGUCAAGGCUAUGAGAAGGCCCACUCAAAUAGA